Neocloeon triangulifer is the source of this 1934-nucleotide messenger RNA. RefSeq names its product islet cell autoantigen 1 (gene ICA69). The record is from RefSeq and is a predicted model, not a curated record. Gene Ontology annotation, cellular component: Golgi apparatus. Lineage: Eukaryota; Metazoa; Arthropoda; Insecta; Ephemeroptera; Baetidae. Gene Ontology annotation, biological process: regulation of transport. The transcript has 7 exons. Gene Ontology annotation, molecular function: protein domain specific binding. Bases 166 to 1584 code for a protein of 472 amino acids.
GAGAUAAAUGCCACGCCCCCGUUGUACGUAUGUGAAAAAAUUAUUGUUAUCGUUGGUAGAACAUGAAAAAAUAAUAAUUUGCGGAUAAUUUUCAUCGCUGCGCCAGAUUUUUACGUAAACAUGUUGAUUUUGCCCUGCUAGGUACCCAAACUCUAGACUAUUACGAUGAAUAGUCAAGUAAACAGAAGAAUGCAGCAAGAUUACGGUCAGCAUGGGGGAUUCGACCACCCUCUGUUAUCAAAUUCGACCAUCUCGAAGAUGCAGAAACAAUUUUGGGUGACGAAGCAGACGGUUUUCAAGAAACUUGGCAAAAAGGAAGACGAAUGCGUUGUUGCUUCUGAUUCCGACCUUGACGCUAAGUUGGAACUCUAUCGGUCCAUCCAGCAAAGCUGUUACGAUUUGCAAAGGAUCAUAGAGCGCUAUCAGGAAAAAACUUGCACUUUAUCGCAAGAGGAAAACGCGAUGGGCCGCUUUUUGAAGGAGGCUGGCAAGGUGGACAAGAGCCAGGCGGGCAAAAUGAUGAUCCUCGUGGGAAAGGCAAUGAGCUACACCGGACAGCAGCGACUGUCCAUGCGCAUGCCACUGCUGCGUCUGCAUCAAGAGGUUGACACUUUUCGUCGCAGGGCUAUUGAUGACACGAACCAGAAUAUCAUGGCCAUGGAAAGGUCUCGCACAGAGUAUCGAGCUUCCCUGAACUGGAUGAAGGAGGUGUCGCAGCAGCUCGACCCUGACACCAAUAGGCAGAUGGAGAAAUUCCGCAAGGUGCAGAUCCAGGUGCGGACCAGCAAGCAGGGCUUCGACAAGCAGAAGAUUGUGUGCCUGCAAAAAGUCGAUCUCUUGGCCGCAGCCAGGUGCAACAUGUUCUCCCACGCACUCAUUUUGUACCAGUCGUCGCUGCUGAAGUUUGCAGAAAUGGCUUGCAAGGCUUUUUCCAAUGUGGCCAAGACCAUUAAAGAUUACCAGCCUUACGAGUUCAACGUUGUGAAGGAGCUGCGAGAUGAGUCAUUAAAAUUAGCUGAAGAAACAGAAGGUGGAUUGGAAGAAGUAGGAGAAGAAGCUCAAGAGGCUCUUGACAAAACCGAGAAUGAGAUGUUCUUAUUCGGAGAUGAUUUCAAAGAAUUCCAGCGUGCUAAACCAAUUGAUGACGACGAAGCGCUGCUUGACAUUGGAGCUUCUUCAACUUGUGCCGACCAAAGCCCAACAACGGAGGCACUUUUGAAGGACUUGUUUGCUCCAGACGAGUCCGCAACCGCAUCAGGCUUCAGUGCCGAAUGGCAAGCUGCUUUCGGAAACCAACCGGAUGUGAGCCAGGAGUCUUCCCUGCUCACUGGUUUAAAUUUUGACAACUACUUGCCGUCCAAAAUGCUGGAAAACUGGCCCAAAGAUGGGACUCCGGAGGAAUUGGCUCCUCUCUGUCCAGAAACCCCAAGUUCCGAGACAAGCAAGGACAAAUCUCGCUUGCCUAAGAAGAGCAAAAUGAGUAGCAACGACAUGUCUGCCUGGCUGAACGUUUUUUCUGAGCUGGAUCCAUUGGCUAAUCCUGAUAGCAUGAAUUCCAGUAGGGUUAGCGGAGACGACUGCUGAACUAUCUGUGUAAUUAUCACAAAAUCUAUGUCGGUAUAACUGGUGAUAUAUUCGCUAAAAUGAUUAAGAUCUCUUUUGCAAUUGAAUCUUCCUUACAUUGAAAAAUAUAUGUUAUAUAGUCAUUCCCUGCACCAAAGCAUUUAUUGAUUGCUAGUCUUGUUUAAAGUUAACUUUUGACGAAUCCUUAUGUUUCUGGUGCACACCAAUUUUUAUUCACUCUCUCCAACGUGAAUUUGUUUUACAACUGCAUUUUAUUACACAUAAUGAUGUUGUAUGUGCCUCCGUGUACUGUUUUUGUCUAAUUAACCAAUAAAUUCGAAACAAAAAGAUGUUUGUUUUCUACACAAUUA